Molecule: messenger RNA, 5043 nt
Organism: Limanda limanda (common dab)
Lineage: Eukaryota; Metazoa; Chordata; Actinopteri; Pleuronectiformes; Pleuronectidae
Product: E3 ubiquitin/ISG15 ligase TRIM25-like
Exons: 3
Coding region: 1-2937 (978 amino acids)
Molecular function (GO): zinc ion binding; protein binding
Source: RefSeq, a predicted model, not a curated record
AUGGAGCAGCAAGAAAAUCAACUGUACAGAGAAAGAUUCUGCUGUUCAAUCUGUCUGGAUCUACUGAAGGAUCCGGUGACUACUGUCUGUGGACACAGCUACUGUAAGAGCUGUAUUAACACCCACUGGGACACAGGGGAGGAGAGAGGAAGCUACAGCUGUCCUCAGUGUAGACAGACCUUCAAACCGAGGCCUGUCCUGGAGAAAAGCACCAUGUUAGCUGAUUUAGUGGAGGAGCUGAAGAAGACUGGACUCCAAGCUGCUCCUGCUGAUCACUGCUAUGCUGGACAUGAAGAUGUAGCCUGUGAUGUCUGCACUGGGAGAAAACUGAAAGCUCUCAAGUCCUGUUUGAAUUGUUUGGCCUCUUAUUGUGAAAAACACCUCCAGCCUCAUCUUCAGUCAGCUGCAUUUAAGAAGCACAAGCUGGUGGAGCCCUUGGAGAAGCUCCAGGAGAACAUCUGCUCUCAUCACGACGAGGUGAUGAAGAUGUUCUGUCGCACUGAUCAGCAGUGUAUCUGUUAUCUCUGCUCUAUGGAUGAACAUAAAGACCACGACACAGUGUCAGCUGCAGCAGAAAGGACUGAGAGGCAGAGAGAGCUCGGGCUGAGGAGACAAACAAUCCAGCAGAGAGUCCAGGACACAGAGAAAGACGUGAAGCUGCUUCACCAGGAGGAGGAGGACGUCAAUGGCUCUGCUGAUAAAGCAGUGGAGGACAGUGAGGAGCACUUCACUGAGCUGAUCCAUCUGCUGGAGAAAAGAAGCUCUGAUGUGAAGCAGCAGAUCAGAUCCCAGCAGGUAACUGAAGUGAGUCGAGUCAGAGAGCUUCAGGAGGGACUGGAGCAGGAGAUCACUGAGCUGAAGAGGGAAGACCAUGAACUGAAGCAGCUCUCAGACACAGAGGAUCACAACCAGUUUCUACACAACUACCCCUCACUGUCACCACUCAGUGAAUCUACACACUCAUCCAGCAUCAGGAUCCGUCCUCUGAGGGACUUUGAGGACGUGAGAGCAGCUGUGUCACAGGUCAGAGGUCGACUACAGGACAUUCUGAGUGAGACAGAGACAAAGAUUUUACAGAUUGUAUCUCGAGUGGAUGUUUUUCUGCCACAACCAGAGCCAGAGACUAGAGCUGACUUCUUAAAAUAUUCACAGGAAAUCACACUGGAUCCAAAGACAGCAAACAAAUAUCUGUUAUUAUCUGAGGGAAACAGAAAAGUAACAUAUAUGAGUAAACAACAGUCUUAUUCUAAUCACCGAGACAGAUUUACUUAUUGGGAUCAGGUUCUGAGUAGAGAGAGUCUGACUGGUCGUUGUUACUGGGAGGUGGAGGUGGAGGUGAGAGGAGCAGUUGGUGUAGCAGGCACAUACAAGAAUAUCAGCAGAGCAGGAAACUCAGAUGAAUGUGGAUUUGGAUUAAAUGAUAAAUCUUGGUCAUUAUAUUGUGGUGGAACCAGUUAUACCUUUUGUUACAACAGCAUCAUGACUCCAGUGUCAGGUCCUGUGUCCUCCAGAGUAGGAGUGUACCUGGAUCACAGUGCAGGUGUUCUGUCCUUCUAUAGCGUCUCUGGCACCAUGACUCUCCUCCACAGAGUCCAGACCACAUUCACUCAGCCUCUCUAUGCUGGAGUUAGUGUUUAUAAUGGAUCCACAGCUGAGUUCUCUAAGAUUCAACGAGCAACUGAGCCCCACAGCUCAACAGAACCGCAAAUGCAGAACCUUACGACCACACAAAGCCAGAAGACUUCACACAACCGGCAGGACGAACUGCUAACUGCACAUCAACCUCUUUUCCCUUUCCAAAGACGGCAUAAAGACCACGACACAGUGUCAGCUGCAGCAGAAAGGACUGAGAGGCAGAGAGAGCUCGGGCUGAGGAGACAAACAAUCCAGCAGAGAGUCCAGGACACAGAGAAAGACGUGAAGCUGCUUCACCAGGAAGAGCAGGCCCUCAAUGGCUCUGCUGAUAAAGCAGUGGAGGACAGUGAGGAGAUCUUCACUGAGCUGAUCCAUCUGCUGGAGAAAAGAAGCUCUGAUGUGGAGCAGCAGAUCAGAUCCCAGCAGGAAACUGAAGUGAGUCGAGUCAGAGAGCUUCAGGAGAGACUGGAGCAGGAGAUCACUGAGCUGAAGAGGAAAGACCAUGAACUGAAGCAGCUCUCAGACACAGAGGAUCACAACCAGCUUCUACACAACCACCCCUCACUGUCACCACUCAGUGAAUCUACACACUCAUCCAGCUACAGGAUCAGUCCUCUGAGGAACUUUGAGGACGUGACAGCAGCUGUGUCACAGGUCAGAGAUCGACUACAGGACAUUCUGAGUGAGACAGAGACAAAGAUUUUACAGAUUUUGUCUCAAGUGAAUGUUUUACUGCCACAACCAGAGCCAGAGACUAGAGCUGACUUCUUAAAAUAUUCACAGGAAAUCACACUGCAUCCAAACACAGCAAACAAACGUCUGUUAUUAUCUAAGGGAAACAGAAAAGUAACACGUAUGAGAGAAGAUCAGUCUUAUUAUAAUCACCCAGAUAGAUUCACUGAUUUGGAUCAGGUCCUGAGUAGAGAGAGUCUGACUGGAAGUUGUUACUGGGAGGUGGAGGUGGGAGCAGGAGUUCAUGUAGCAGUCACAUACAAGAAUAUCAGCAGAGCAGGAGACUCAGAUGAAUGUAGAUUUGGAUUCAAUGAUAAAUCUUGGUUGUUAUUUUGUGAUGGAACCAGUUAUGACUUUUAUUACAACAGCAUCGUGACUUCAGUGUCAGGUCCUCAGUCCUCCAGAGUAGGAGUGUACCUGGAUCACAGUGCAGGUGUUCUGUCCUUCUACAGCGUUUCUGACACCAUGACUCUCCUCCACAGAGUCCAGACCACAUUCACUCAGCCUCUCUAUGCUGGAGUUUAUCUUUAUUAUCAUGGAGCCACAGCUGAGCUCUGUAAACUCAAAUAGACUCGUGUCAUUAAAAGCAGUGAUUUAGAUUCUUUGUUUAAAUCUUUAACUUCUUUUGUCUCCAUGUUUGUUGAUCAAAGUUCGUGGUGGUGACGUUUCUGCUCCUCACAGAGAUCAGCUGUCAAUCAAUCACUGACCUUCCCUUAUCACAAAUAUUUAGUUCUCACUUUGUAAAGACAGAAAUCUAUAAUUAAACUGACAUGAAUGUGUUUGAAAGAACUAAUGUUGCUGUUGUUUUCUAAAUCAAAGUAGAAAUCAGGUUGUGUGAUGUUUUAGAACCUGUGUUGAUCCUGAUCCUCAUCAAUGAGCUGAUCUUUGUUCUUUUCUUUUCCACAUGUGAGAUGGAGGUGAAACAAACUGAGUGUGUGUCAAUGAACUCACUGAACAAGAGUCACUGAACAGACUUUACUGAUGAAAUGAUCAAUGACCUCAGAGCGUCAACAUGUCCAACAGGUCAACUUCACUCUGGUUAGAUUCACAUAGCAUCAGUGUUAUGGGAUGUUUGGUCACAUUGUAAAUGUGGAACCUGGUUUGUUUCUAUUCCGGCUCAUCUCUGUAAAGUGUGAAUCAUCUCGUCCUCAUUGUAUUUACAUAUUUAGUGAACGGGCAUAUUGAUCUGCUGCUGCGUAGGUUUCUGUUCUUUUUGAUUUUCUUGAUCUGAUCUAGCAGUUCCAUUGGAGAGUGUCCUGAUUGAGUCCAUCUGAGGGUUUGUUCUGCAGCUCUCAUCACAUGUGUUUCUUAUACAUGUCUAUAUUCAGCAAAAUCUCUUAUAUAUGGGUAAUGGGGUAAAUUCUUAAUAAAGUUUUAUAGUUUUAGCAGUGUUAUUUUCCCAGUUCUGCUGAUGUUCUAAUAUCAAUAUAGGAUGCGGGGAGUCGGCGAAGUUUAUUUAGGGACACCGUAGCUUUCUCCCUCUCUCUCUCUCUCCCCACUGCCGGUCCUGUGAGGAAGUGUAGCGUGGGCGCAGCAGGUGUGGACGCAAAUUGUUUGUUGCGGUAAGUUUACUGAAAGUCACUUCAAUGUUAAUGGAGAUCAUGCAGAAAACGUUCCGCAAACAUUAACCUCAUAUUUGUCCAUAGAGCCCAGUGUACAGCUGUGUGUGUGUGUGUGUGAGAUGGUAUCAGCGUCGCAAUAAAUGCACCCUGUAAUCUUCUCUAGUCAGCGUGUACCCACAAACUAAUGCAAAUAAUACUUGUAACUAAUGCGCCGGAACAUUUACCAGAGUCUUCACCAUUGUGUCCGUGACAUUAAGGUUAGUUGUCUUUUCCUGUUUUAGUACUUGUUGUCAAGACAAUAAGGACGGCGUGGGUCCCAGCUUUGUUUUAAUGAAUUGAAGUUAUGAAAUAAUGAUGUGUUUUAUGUUUGUAAAUGUUUUCAAACAUUUUGAUAAACUUGUUUUAUAAUUGUGUGACUUAAUACAACAUGUUUGUUUCAUAGGGAUGCCCUCAGGCAGAAUAUUUAUGGUUACUGUUUUUUCCGCCAUUUCGAUUUCGUUUAGAUUAUUUGGUCUUGUUUAGAUUUAGUUUCUUUCUGAUUUAUUGGUUUGAUUACUGGUUUCUUUGUUUAAUUUUUUUUAAUUCUUUGUUCUAUGGGCAAUGUGCAAUAUGGUUGACUGGUACUGUGCAAUCCGGGUUUAAUGACUUGAAUAUUGGUGAGUUAUUGGCUCCAUAAACUAGAGGCCCUCUUCUGUCAUUUCGUUGUAUAAUAUCGCUUGCAGUGAAAAUCCACUGGUGCAAUCACACCAGUGUUGGGAUUCUUAAAGUGUGCUGUGCUUGUGUUAUGCAUGAUAUUUUAGCUUUGUUAAAUUGGGUCUGGAGCAGUUAGCUUCUCUCUUUUUAAUCUGUUAUUUGUAUCAAGUCCAGGCCAGUACUUCAUCCUUUGCACAUGAUCCUGUGCUGUUUGAUCAGUCUUUUUAAAUAAUUUGUACGAAUUGAAUAAAUUGUCUAUUUCUUGAAUUAUCAUCCCCCAGUCCCAUUAAUUCUGGAUAUAUGUGGUGAACCCAAUAGGCAUUUAACUGUCACCCUAAACGUUUUGACCACUACAUAUGUAUAAAGCAAUACAAAUGUAAUGUCUGAAGAAGCUGAAAGUUGAAAUAAAGAAUAAAUCCAG